Molecule: messenger RNA, 1156 nt
Organism: Sesamum indicum (sesame)
Lineage: Eukaryota; Viridiplantae; Streptophyta; Magnoliopsida; Lamiales; Pedaliaceae
Source: RefSeq, a predicted model, not a curated record
UGAUGAAAAUGAUGAGCGAAGUUGCUGUUCUAGUGCUAGUUUCAGUGGACAAUACAAUGUCCCAUCACUUUGGUUUCUCCAUUGCGUUUUGGCUUCUUGCAGGGUGUUUAUCCGUAUAAAUUCUGAACAAGCCAAUAACUUUGAAAUUCCAUCAAUCUCACAACUGAGCGGAAGAAGUGAAAGAAAAGAUCCCUACAGACGCAAUGGCACAAAAGGAAGGAGGAAUUGUCAAGAAAGGUCAUGAAGAUGGGCUGAAGAUGGCCAUAUCCCUCCUCGAUGAGUUUGAAUUGCCAAAAGGGCUACUGCCCCUGGCCGAUGUGAUUGAAGUAGGAUUUGUGAGGAGCACAGGCUAUAUGUGGAUCCAGCAAAAGAAGAAAGUGGAGCACAACUUCAAGAUGAUUAGCAAGCUUGUGAGCUAUGAUACAGAUAUAACUGGGUAUGUGGAGAAGAAGCGAAUCAAGAAGCUCAAGGGAGUGAAGGCCAAGGAGCUGAUGCUGUGGCCUCCAGUCAGUGAGAUAACCGUUGAUGAUCCACCUACUGGGAAGAUCCACUUCAAGAGUCUUGCAGGCAUCACCAAGACUUUCCCAGUUGAUGCAUUUGCUGCAGGCCAGUAAUGAAACAUCAGGCUUAUCUUGUUAUCUAGGCACAUCAAGAACUGCAUCAAGUUCCAAAUGAUGUUCUCUCAUGUCUUUGUUUCGCAUCUUCCUUCCGUGUCCUUGUUCUCAUAAAAUUUCCACAGCCGAAAGAACAAUAAUGCAGUGCUGGAGGCAAACAAUUAUAUUAGAAAUAUAUAUAUUCAUGGAACUAAUAUAAAUCAUGAUAAAAGCCAUUUGUCCUUUUACAUAAUUUUCAGAAUGUUUCAGAAACAUCUGACUAUUCCAAAUGAUGCAGAGAAGAGAUCUGUUGAAAGGCAAGGAUGCACAAGAGAAGAAAAGCCUAUUUGUACUAAAUUGAUCAUAUAAAGAACUUCUAUAUCAAAUAAUCAAUCUGGUAUAAAUACCAGGAACGAUAAAGAAUAGAAGGAAAACUUCUGCUUGUAGGAGUUUCUGGUAGAGAAAUGCAUCUGCCAAAUUGAUGUUCGCAUAUUCUGUACCAACAGCUUCAGUUUAGAACAUAGACAUCACUGCAACCAUUCAUGCAAUGCCAUCAUCAAAUA